Molecule: messenger RNA, 357 nt
Organism: Ostreococcus tauri
Lineage: Eukaryota; Viridiplantae; Chlorophyta; Mamiellophyceae; Mamiellales; Bathycoccaceae
Product: Thioredoxin-like fold
Exons: 1
Coding region: 1-357 (118 amino acids)
Source: RefSeq, a predicted model, not a curated record
AUGCGCGCGACGCGCGCCUCACCCGCGCUCGCUCGCCCGCACUUUCGCGCGAAACCGUCCGUUCGAACGCGCGAACGACGCGUCGUGAUAACGCGCGCCGAACAGAUCGACCGCGUCGUCUUGGCGUGCACGUCCAAGGAGUGUAAGAGGAACGGCGCGCUGAAAACUUUAAAGCUCUUGGAGGAAGCGUGCGAGAGAACGCCGGGCGUGCGGUGCGGGACGACGCGGUGUCAGAGCGAGUGCGCGAGCGGGCCUAACGUGAAACUUUUGCCGGAGGGCGCGGUUUUGAACGACGUGAAGACGGUGGAGGCGGUGGAGGCGGCGCUCGAGCGACUCGCGUCGUACGAGUCGGCGUAA